UCUUUAAUUGAACACCAACCUUGAGUUAUCGAGUUUGCUCUCGUCCUAUCUCCCUCUCUCAGUCUCUCUCGCUCUCUGCCUCCGUCGAGGAAGGAUCCGGAGCUCCGAUUGUCCAGGCGUCUCUCUCGAUUCCGCAGAUCUCUAUCACGGAAUGCGAACCAUUCUUCUCGUCCGAUUUCGAAUUUCAAUUUGUUCUUCUGCUGUUUAGAUUUGGAUCUCCGGUUGGGGGGUACAUUGUUGGUCGGAGAUCGGAUUCUAUCCUUGCUUGUUGAGAUCCUAACCGAUCUCGGUUUCUCCCGCUGUAAUGGAGGCAAUAGAGGAGCUCACGCAAUUGGCGGAGUCGAUAAUGCUGGCGGCCGCUCUUCUUGCGGACGAGGACAUCGACGAGGGCUCCGCCUCGAAGAGGGCCUCUACUUUCCUUAAUGUCGCCGCUCUGGGAAAUGUCGGAGUAGGAAAAUCUGCUGUCUUGAAUAGUGUGGUCGGCCAUCCUGUUCUGCCGACGGGAGAGAAUGGCGCCACUCGUGCGCCGAUCAUAAUUGAUCUUGUGAGAGAUGUAUCCUUGAGCAGCAAAUCAAUAAUGUUGCAGAUAGAUAACAAAUCGCAGCAGGUUUCUGCGAGUGCUCUUAGACAUUCCCUUCAGGAAAGGCUGAGCAAGGGCACUGGAAGUCGUAGUUCAGGAAAGAACCGGGCAGAUGAGAUUUACCUGAAGCUUCGAAGUUGUACAGCUCCUCCGUUGAAAUUGAUCGAUCUGCCUGGAUUAGAUCAGCGGUCCAUGGAUGAGUCAGUAGUUGGUGAUUAUGCUGCACGAAAUGACGCAAUACUGAUGGUUAUUAUAGCAGCUGCUCAGGCAUCUGAUGUUACUUCUUCAAGAGCUCUUAGGAUGGCUAAAGAAUUUGAUGCAGAAGGAACUAGGACUGUCGGUAUCAUUAGCAAAAUCGAUCAAGCAGCUGGUGACCAGAAAAGUAUUGCUGCUGUUCAUGCUCUUUUGUUGAAUCAGGGACCGAAGAGUGCUUCUGAUAUUCCAUGGGUAGCUCUCAUUGGGCAAUCUGUGUCUAUUGCUUCAGCACAAGCAGGAGCAGUUGGGUCUAAUAAUUCACUGGAAACUGCUUGGAAUGCUGAGACUGAAAGUCUUAAAGCAAUACUUACUGGAGCUCCACAAAGCAAGCUUGGUAGAGUUGCUUUGGUGGAUACCCUUGCUAAACAGAUACGUGAAAGGAUGAAGAUCAGGCUUCCAAACCUUCUCACUGGAUUACAGGGUAAGUCCCAGAUUGUGCAGGAUGAAUUAUUCAAGCUUGGUGAGCAAAUGGCAAAUACUGCUGAAGGUACAAGGGCUAUUGCAUUGCAGCUUUGCCGAGAAUUUGAAGAUACAUUUCUGCAGCAUAUUUCUUCUGGUGAGGGUGCAGGUUGGAAAGUAGUUGCAACCUUCGAAGGAAACUUCCCUAACAAAAUUAAGCAGCUUCCGUUGGACAAGCAUUUUGAUAUAAACAACGUCAAACGUAUUGUGCUUGAAGCUGAUGGCUAUCAGCCAUAUUUAAUAUCUCCUGAGAAAGGUCUGAGGUCUUUAAUAAAGUGUGUUCUUGAACUUGCUAAAGAACCAUCAAAGCUUUGCGUAGAUGAGGUCCACCGGGUUCUGCUGGAUAUAGUUUCUGCCUCAGCAAAUGGUACCCCAGGACUAGGCAGAUACCCACCAUUUAAAAAAGAGGUGCUUGCAAUUGCAUCUGCUGCCUUGGAAAAUUUCAGGAAUGAGGCAAAGAAGAUGGUUGUUGCACUUGUUGACAUGGAACGAUCUUUUGUUCCUCCUCAACACUUUAUUCGACUUGUGCAACGCAGAAUGGAGAGGCAACGACGCGAAGAUGAGCUGAAGCACCAGUUGUCAACGAAGGCAAAUGAGGAAUCAAGCUCUCGGCCUGGGAUUCAGCAGACAGGUGGUAGCUUGAAAUCGAUGAAAGAUAAAACAAAUCAAUCCGACAAAGAUGCAAAAGAGGGCUCAUCCUUGCAGAUUGCUGGACCAUCUGGAGAAAUAACAGCAGGGUGGUUGCUAAAAAAAAGUGGAAAAGCAAGUGGCUGGAGCAAGCGAUGGUUUGUCCUCAAUGAGAAAAGUGGAAAACUUGGAUACACUAAAAGGCAAGAAGAAAAACAUUUUCGAGGCGUUAUCACUUUAGAGGAAUGCAACAUUGAAGAAGCUUCAGAAGAGGAAUCUCUUAAGGGUUCCAAAGAAUCAAAAAAAGCAAAUGGAUCAGAUAAACUUUCAAGUUUAGAUUUUAAGAUAACCAGCAAAGUUGCUUACAAGACGGUGCUUAAAGCGGAAAGUGCAUUAAUUUUCAGGGCUGAGAGCAUGGCGGACAAAGUUGAAUGGGUGAAUAAGAUAAUGAAUAUUUGCAAAUCUUCCAAGGAAAUUCCUUCUAAAGGCUCAUCUGGUCUUGAAGCUAGUACUUCGAUUAGACAAAGUCAUUCAGAUGGUUCACUUGACACUAUGGCUAGAAAACCAGCUGAUCCAGAAGAAGAACUUAGAUGGAUGUCACAAGAAGUCCGUGGUUAUGUCGAGGCUGUUUUGAAUAGUCUUGCUGCCAACGUUCCAAAGGCAGUUGUGCUUUGCCAAGUGGAGAAAACUAAGGAAGACAUGCUCAACCAGCUAUAUAGCUCCAUAAGUGCUCAAAGCAUAGCAAGGAUUGAAGAACUACUACUAGAGGACCAAAACGUUAAGCACCGAAGAGAGAAAUUCCAAAAGCAGCAGUCUCUGCUUUCAAAGAUUACACGCCAGCUUAGCGUUCAUGAUAACCGAGCAUCGGCAGCUAACUGGUCUAAUGGUGACACUGAAAUAGAAAGGAGCCCGAGGAGAAAUGCUGCUUCAGGUGAUGACUGGAGGUCGGCAUUUGAUGCCGGUUCCAAAGGGCCAGUCCGUGACUCGUUCAGGGGGUCACCCAGAUCAAAAAGUGCCGAUAGCCGUGGUAGUUUCCGGUCCAGCGACUCACCACAGAAUGGUGGCUCAGGUCUGAAUUCCGGUGACCGGCGAAUGCCAAACAGGCUACCUCCAGCGCCGCCUCAGGGCAGCUCUUCAGCCAACAGAUUCCUCUAGGCCACAACUUCAUCAUCAUGGAGUCAGCUGAGCCAGCACAUAUCCAAUUAGUCGGUAAAUCUAUUCUUUUUUAGUAAUCUUCCAUCGAAAGUCGGGUGUAUUUUAUUGACAGAGUACAAAGUAUCUGAUCAUCAUGCAUUCUUUUACAUGUGGAUGUGGAUGUGGAUGUGGAAUGAUGAGUCCAGCUCAAUCAAGUUUUAUAUUACUCAA
This is a messenger RNA of Zingiber officinale, 3286 nucleotides long. RefSeq names its product dynamin-2A-like. Gene Ontology annotation, molecular function: microtubule binding; GTPase activity; GTP binding. The coding region runs from base 305 to 3076 and encodes 923 amino acids. Gene Ontology annotation, cellular component: membrane; cytoplasm; microtubule. The record is from RefSeq and is a predicted model, not a curated record. Lineage: Eukaryota; Viridiplantae; Streptophyta; Magnoliopsida; Zingiberales; Zingiberaceae. The transcript has 22 exons.